Messenger RNA from Aspergillus eucalypticola CBS 122712, 645 nucleotides. Its product is annotated as putative glutamine-serine rich protein MS8. NCBI's taxonomy places the organism in Eukaryota, Fungi, Ascomycota, Eurotiomycetes, Eurotiales, Aspergillaceae. The coding region runs from base 1 to 645 and encodes 214 amino acids. The record is from RefSeq and is a predicted model, not a curated record. The transcript is spliced from 3 exons.
AUGUCGGAUUCAUCCCGCCAAUAUCAUUACAACAACCAGUACGAUGACCCACAGAACUGCUAUGGCCAGCAAGCUGCUGUAUAUAGUUACGGAGAUACUCCUGGCAAUUACCCUUCAGCGCAAUACCAGCAAGGACAGCCUUCGCAGUACGCAUACAAUCAGGCUCCCCCUACCAUUAAUCAUUAUGUGAAUACAUCCCCUGGCAGUCAUCCUGCACAAUAUCAGCAAAGCUAUGCACCUUCCUACGACGCAAGGCAUUCAGAUGGACAUCGGCAUGAGCAACCCACAUCCAUGAGUUAUGAGCAAAGCUCAUCUUAUCCACCACAGACUCAGCAUCAGCAAGGCCAGAAGGUGUCUUACUAUCAGACGCAGUCAGAGCCUGUUCCUACUACAAACACAUCCGGAGGUAAAAAGGGGUUUGCACCGAAUGUAGCCGGCAUCAUUAGUGGGGGCGCUUUAGGUCACAAGCUGGGAGGUGGGAUGCUGGGUGUCGCAGGAGGUGCAUUGGCAGGCGCUGCAGGCAUGGAAAUCGCAAGUAAACUACGCAAGAGGCAUAAGAAGAAACACCAUGGCAAGAGUUCCCGUCAUUCAAGCUCCAGUUCCAGCUCAAGCUCGAGUUCAAGUUCCUCUAGUGAUGGCGAUUAG